Closterium sp. Naga37s-1 is the source of this 1615-nucleotide messenger RNA. Lineage: Eukaryota; Viridiplantae; Streptophyta; Zygnematophyceae; Desmidiales; Closteriaceae. The record is from the annotation of a GenBank genome assembly.
UGGCGCCGGCGAAAUCGAUUUCUCCUGCAACGGCGGCGGCGGAGGCGGAAGCAGCGGCUCUGGCAGCGAUAGCGGAAGUGGAAGCGGAAGCGGAAGCGGCGGAAGCAGCGGUUCUUCCAGCCCGCCAAAGUCUCCCCCAGCCAGCCCCCCACCCGCCAAAUCCCCCCCUUCUAGCCCGCCCCAUGACAAUCCUCCCGCCUCUUCGUCCCCAUCCUCCCCCUCCUCCUCUUCAUCCUCAUCCUCCUCUUCUUCCUCUUCCUCCUCUUCCCCCUCUUCUUCCUCCUCUUCCUCCUCUUCCUCCUCUUCCGACUCCUCAUCUAACUGGUGGGACGCCUACACCUCUUCGUCCUCCUCUUCCCCCUCGGGUUCCUCCUCUUCCCCUUCAGAUUCGAUUGCAUCGACUAAGAGCACCGACAGCAGCAGCAGCGCUGACAGCAGCAGCAGCAUCAGCAGCACGGACAGCAGCAGCGGCUCCGGAGGCGGAAGCUCAGGGGGUGACAGCGGCAGAAGCAGCAAGAAAAGCAGCGGCAGCAGCAGCGGCGGUAACAGCGGCAGUAGCAGCGGCAGUAGCAGCUCCGAUCAAUCUGCUUCCUCGUCCUCGUUUUCCUCCUCUACUGCUGCCUCCUCCGGUUCUGCCUGCCCCGCGUCCAGCCUGGCUGGAUACACCUACUCCACGCCACUCAAGGGCUCAGAUUUUGUCCUGCACUGGACCGCACCGACCAACGGGCAGCUGGAUAUGGCAAUGGAGGCGAAAUCCGGCAGCGGCGCGGCGAAGGGAUGGAUGUCCGUCGCAUGGUCCGCCAACGGAGGCAUGGCCGAGAGCACAGCCGUCAUCGGCAACAUGGACGGCGGGAACGUUGCUGGUUACCACAUUACCGGUUACAGCAUGAGCACCGUGAAGGAGAACGGGAUGGACAUUGGCGGGGACGCGGGGACGAGCAACGAAGGCGGAUCGACCGUUGUGAAGUUCCUGCGACGCGAGAGCGACGGCGGGGAGGUGAAGAUUAAUCUGAGCGGGAAGAAUAAGCUCGUGUGGGCCUACUCCACGGGGUCCAAGUCUCUUGGCUAUCACGGCGGCAACUUCCCCUGCUCCCCCUCUUCCUUUUCCCCCCUGUUCCACUCAUCCGUUCCCCCACCCCUCCCCCGCUCUUGCGCCUGCCCCUCUUCCCCCUCUCUCCCCCAUUCCAGUGGAAGCCUCACUGUCGACUUCUCCUGCCAGUCCGCACCUGGGGGGGGGGGCGGUGGAGGCGGGGAAGGGGAAGGAGGGGAAGGAGGGGAAGGGGGAGAAGGGGGUGAAGGUGAGGGCGGGGGCGAAGGGGGAGGCGGUGGUGGUGGUGAGGGCGGUGAGGGUAGUGGCAGCAGCGGGGGCGAGGGCGGCGGAAGCAACGGGGGAGAGGGCGGCGGGAGCAAGGGGGGAGAGGGCGGCGGGAGCAAGGGGGGAGAGGGCGGCGGGAGCAAGGGGGGAGAGGGCGGUGGGAGCAAGGGGGGAGAGGGUGGCGGGAGCAGCGGGGGAGAGGGUGGCGGGAGCAAGGGGGGUGAGGGCGGUGAGGGGGGUGAGGGCGGUGAGGGGGGUGGGGACGAAGGGGGUGAGCAUGAGGAGGAAGGUGACGAUUGA